GGGGAAAUAAGAAACAGAAGCGCAUCGAAACGGCAAAGCAGAAAAGAUGAAUACACCGGAGGAUCUAGGGUUCCCUUGGAUCUCUCUGUGAAUUCUAUAUGUUUGCAUAAAUUGAUUGCUUCUAUUCUAUCUUUUUCUGUGAUUCUCUACUUGGAUCUUGUGUAAAUGUCGUACAUUUAAGGGGUUUUCAGAAUUGGUAAGUUGAUUGUACCAGGUAUUUAACAAAGUUUAAAUCUAGGUCUUUAGGGUUUUCGAAUUUGGUAAUAGAGUCAUAUGCUCAAAUCAACAUUGAAACGUUAAAUUAGAAAUUGGGAAUCGAAGAAAAGGGAAAGGAGAGGUUUGGAGAGUGCAUUUCUUGAUCUGUAAGUAUGCGAGGACUGCAGAGAUCAAAAAGAGUUUCUUGGGCAACGGAUGUUAAUCUUUGUCAGGUAAAAGUGCCAACCUUCCAAGGAAUCUUAUAGAUUCUUGGCUAAAUUUCAGCGUAUUUGAUAAAUUCUUAUCUACCUCAUUCACUGAACAAGCUAAAAACAGACUCGGGCGUGGAAGUGAAAUCUAAUUUUUAUGCUGAUUUUAGAUAAUCGUUGUUUGUUUUGCUUCAUUAUUUUAUCAUUUAAGUUUGAAAAAUGGUUUUCUUCCCCCACUUCUCUUGGUGACCUUGCUUGCACUUUGUACUUAACUGUAAUGGUGUUACCCAAUUGUUAUAGUCUUGUCAGUAUUAAAUCUGUCUAAUGAAUAACGGUUUGCUCUUGAGGGACUCGUACUUGAUAAGGGGAAAUGAAUCAUAUGAAUCGUUUUCCAUGGCAUGUGAAUUCAGAAACUGGUCGGAAAUUUCAAGCUUGCCAUGGUAGUUACUUAGCAUAAUGUAAAAUUCAAUACAGGGAGGUACUUGUUUUAUAAUCCUUGCCACCCUUUUUCUAAAUGCUGUGCAACACAAGAUGAUUUCUUAUGGAGGUUUGAAGUAUCUAAGUUCUGCUGGCAAAAGUCUCUUUGGUGCAGAGACAUUUAUGAAAUACAUAAAAUUGAUCUUGAGUUAAGAAAAUUACUGAAUUGAAGGUGAAUCUAUUUGCUUGCCGUGACUGUUCUAAUCAUAUGAUACUAAUGUUUUCUUUUUAUACAAAAUAAUUAUAGAAAAAUCAGGUCAGGCGUUCUUUUAUUAUUUAUUUUUUUUUAAAGCUUAUUUUCUUUUGCUUGUCCACUUGAAGUUCAGAUUCUAAUGAAUUUCUAAAAUUUAUAUACAGGCACUUAGUGUGAAACUAUAUUAAGGUAAUGGAAGAAGUAGUUUGAUGUUAAUCAUGUUAAUUUUCCUGGUAAAAUUGAGUCACUAAUAAGAUGACAGCACCAGCUGGCUCGCAAUAGUCACUCCUAUCAGAUCUUUUUCAUGGAUGCUUCAGUUUUUGUAUUUUGUGGAUGAAAGUUUCUGAAUUGUUAUUUGAUAUAUUCUAGUUAAAUCCUCAUAAUAUUUCAGUAUCUUUAAUUCCCUUGGGCUUUGGAGUUAUAGUUUAAUUUGUUGAGAAGGAUGGGGUUUGGGGUAGGAAUGCAAUAGUGCCUGGGUAUGUCAUAGGAGAAUUACUAAUUUUUGGCAGAACAUCUAACAAUGAUUAAUUUGGGACGCAUUUUUAUGGGUAGGUCUGCUUAUUCCUUGUGCCGUAGUUCCCCGGGCACUCUUCACUAGUUGUCUGAUAUAAAUUCAUGUAUUGUUGAUUUAUGAGUUCUAACGAUAGAAUUUCUCCCACAUACUGCUUCCCCACCUCACUAGGUUAUUGUUAUUUUAAGAUGCUUAUUCUUGUUGUUUACCCCAUGUUGGUAACAUAAUGUUCACGAGAGAGCGUAAAAAACGUGUGUGCAUGCUUACAUUUCAUUGCGAAAGGUUUGAACGACCAGAUGAUGUUGUAUUUCUUUAUUUCUUCUGCCAAAAGUGAGAUUGUGUCACUACUGAAGCAGUGAUAUUAUCAUGCAACUUAACAGUUCUUUUUAGCUAGCUGCCUUCCAAAUAUUUCUUGUUAGUUGUUUUGGUAAGGUGACUACAUUCAACUGACAGCUACAUUUAACAAUGGAUGGCCAAUUAUAAUAUCGUGAUAAGUUUCACAGACACGCUAGUGAGGCAUGCAAAAGAAUCUGACUAAAUGGAACUGAUGUCCUUGCUUGACGGGCCAAUUUGCACAAUCACUUACAUUCCUAGAUUGUGGCACUGGCACAUGAUGCAUCUGCAUUCUUAACCUGGUUUUUAUUGAUUUCCCUAGUAUCCAGCAUUGGGAUAGAGAAGUUCUGGGAGGCUGUAUAAAUAACUUUGAUUCAACUUCCUUGUAUUUACUAUUUCCUCAUUGUUGACCCAGGAUGAAGUGUUGUCUACUGAAUUAAAGUCCAAAUCCAUCUAUGUUUCAGUGCUGCUCCUUAGGGCUUCUGGAUGCUGUCUGUUCUAAUGCUGCCUCUUGCGCUUUUUUGUUUGCAUAUCCCCAAAAAGAUCCAUUAGUGUUUAGGUUGAUCUGAAGGGGCUUAAGUGGGAGUAAUAGAAUUCUGAACAUUUUGUUCUGUGCUUGAUUGGAGCAAAAAACUGAAGGCAUCUUAAGGUUUGAUAUCUUCAUAUUCCUUCUUCCAGAAAGAAGAAACUUCACAUGGAAAUGUUCCGGGAGCACUAUUUCCUCUUCAUAGCUGAUUAGGGAUUCACUAGAUAUCUUAUUAUGAACAUAUCUAGUGGUUGAACUUAAAUUGUAGAUUGGAGGUCCACCCAUAAGAAGUGAGAAAUCCAGCCAAUUUCGUUGGUGCCAUUUCAGAAGAGCGUUUUUGAUGUAUUCCCCUAUGGGUAACAGCUGUGGUUACAACUUCCUUCUGUACCUUUAUGUUUAAGCAUUUAUGAGUAUGUUAUUGUGUUUUGUGUCCUUGUGGCUAAGUUGUAGGCUGCUUAUACAACUGACUCACCAUAUAACCCAAACAUGAUGGCCUUUUUCUGGUGAUUUGAGCAUACUCUAGUCCUGCUAUUUAGCUUUGCUGGUGACAAUCUUCUUCCAUCGUAAAUUGGAAUACAAUUUGACAUGACAGUAUUAACUUUCCAAUCGCUAGUAUGUGGGCAGGACAGGACGCAAAUAGAUAAAUUGUGUGAAAUCAUGUCGUCUGCGUUUAGUAUUUCCGUCGAUCAUUUAUAUGGACAAUACUCUGUUUUGACUGCAUAUUCCCAUUUCACCAUCAGGGGAUUUCCCUUCAUAUACAAAGACCACACGAAUGUGGAUUGGAGAAAGAUAUUUGAAUAUUCUGUAAGGCUGUUCCUGUCGGAGGAAUCUCCUUCACAAGUUGGGUUGGGUGCCCAAGAUCACCUCCAAGCAAAAGCAUCCUGGCUAUCCCAUCCAGCUGGCACAACUGCUGAAGAUACUCUUCCUCCUGGUUUUGAAGGUCUUUCUGCCAACCAGUUGCACGCUAAGUCAUCUGACAUCCCCGUCAUCAAAUGGAGAUGUCCUCCCAGAUUUAUCUUGGACUUGACCUGGCAAGUGGUUGCGGGGGAAGAAAGCGAAGAGGUGGAAGUUCAAAAUCAGAGAGAGAUGAGAGUGCUUGAAGCUGUUUAUCCUCGUACAUCUGCCAUUCCUCAAAACUCUACUUUCUCCGCAGACUUGGGAGAUUAUCGACACAGUGAUCAAGUGCCUUUGAUUCCAAUUACUCCCUUUGAAGAUGAAGAUGCAACUGAUGCACCUUCUGAUUUAAUGGGAUCAUUUAAUGUUCCCAUGAGCUCACAGUCCCAACUAUUAGCCUCUGGAAUUCCACCUCCUCAAUGCAGCAUUUCUUCCAUCUCUAAUACUCCUGUCAAUGAAAAACCUGCUUCUGGAGCUAUCCCUGGUGUUGAACCUGAUGUAAUAGCUGCUGCAUCGGCUGCCUUUGCUGCCAUUAAUAAGAGCAAUGAGCAGGGAGGUUUGGUAGACAAUGAUCUGCUCAUUAAAAUUCUCAACAACCCAAAAUUGAUUGAGAAGUUGAUUCAAGACUAUGCAGGUGAAUCCAAUGGGCAGAACAUCCCUAAGCCAAAUGCAUCUUUUGUCCCUUCAUCAGAUGUUCCACCGCCGCCUCCAACUCUAUCGGAACCAUCUUAUUUGCACAUGAAUAGAACCGAUACCAGCACAACUUCGUCGCAUGUCGCUAAUUCAAGCGGAUCCGUUUAUGCUCAACCAAAUGGUAUUGGGCCAGUGUAUAUCUCAAAUGCACAGGUUCCUCUAGCUGCAGCUCCAGCUCCAGCUUCAUCUGGUUCUGCUGUUGGAGUUCCGCAAGUGAAGGAUGUUAACUAUUACAAGAACUUGAUCCAGCAACAUGGAGGUGAAAGACAUGAAUCCCCUCAUCAAUAUGGUGGCCGUUACAGUCAUCAAGUUGGAACAAACCAAGAAGUACUUAAUCCCAAAUCAAGAGAUUCGAAGCCCAAGAUUAUGAAACCUUGUAUUUACUUUAACAGUUCAAGAGGAUGUCGGCAUGGCGCCAAUUGUGCAUACCAGCAUGAUGCAUCUUCACAGCAACGAAGCAGUAGCAUAUCAGAGGUGCAAACUGCAAAGAGAAUGAAAAUGGAUAGGGAAAUUAGCAGUUAGUUUUUCUGUUGCUUGUGGCUUUUGAUAUGAAAAAAAGGUUCACAUUUUAUUUUACUGCUGGCUUGAUUUUGCUACAAAAUAUUUCACCUUCAUUCGUCCUCUCUUGCAUGGGACGCCAAGAUUAAAAUUUAUAGGCAGAAGCCUAGAUUUUCCUAA
Messenger RNA from Manihot esculenta (cassava), 4709 nucleotides. RefSeq names its product zinc finger CCCH domain-containing protein 6. The record is from RefSeq and is a predicted model, not a curated record. Bases 3030 to 4553 code for a protein of 507 amino acids. The transcript has 4 exons. Lineage: Eukaryota; Viridiplantae; Streptophyta; Magnoliopsida; Malpighiales; Euphorbiaceae. Gene Ontology annotation, molecular function: metal ion binding.